Molecule: messenger RNA, 2052 nt
Organism: Notothenia coriiceps (black rockcod)
Lineage: Eukaryota; Metazoa; Chordata; Actinopteri; Perciformes; Nototheniidae
Gene: phox2bb
Product: paired like homeobox 2Bb
Exons: 3
Coding region: 1-858 (285 amino acids)
Biological process (GO): regulation of transcription by RNA polymerase II; enteric nervous system development
Molecular function (GO): DNA-binding transcription factor activity, RNA polymerase II-specific; RNA polymerase II transcription regulatory region sequence-specific DNA binding
Source: RefSeq, a predicted model, not a curated record
AUGUAUAAAAUGGAGUAUUCUUACCUAAAUUCCUCUGCCUACGAGUCAUGUAUGGCCGGGAUGGACACGACGAGCUUGGCAUCGGCCUAUGCGGACUUCAGCUCGUGCAGUCAAGCCAGUGGGUUUCAGUACAAUCCCAUCAGGACCACUUUCGGGGCCACCUCCGGCUGUCCGUCCCUCACGCCGGGCUCGUGCAGCCUGGGGACGCUGCGGGACCACCAGAGCAGCCCGUACGCUGCAGUUCCCUACAAACUGUUCACGGAUCACGGUGGGCUGAACGAGAAGCGGAAGCAGAGGCGCAUCCGGACCACCUUCACCAGCGCGCAGCUGAAGGAGCUGGAGAGGGUUUUUGCGGAAACUCACUACCCGGACAUCUACACCAGAGAGGAGCUGGCACUGAAAAUCGAUCUGACUGAAGCCAGAGUUCAGGUUUGGUUCCAGAACCGGCGUGCCAAGUUUCGCAAGAUGGAGCGCGCAGCUGCGACGGCCGUAGCGGCUGCCAAGGCCAACUCCGGGAAGAAGUCCGACUCCAGAGAUGAAGACUGUAAAGACAACAAAUCCACCGACCCCGAUAGCACAGGAGGACCGGGCCCGAACCCAAUCACCAGCUCCAACUGCGGCGGCCCGAGCCCCACCGGAGGACAGGUCAACAACACCGGGAACGGGCAGGUGGACCAGGUGAAGACCUCCAUGUCCGGCGGGAUGGGGGUGACCGCAGCGAGCCAAGGCUGGGCCACCAACCCGGGCCCCAUCACCUCUAUCCCGGACUCUUUGGGCGGCCCGUUCGCCAGCGUACUGUCGUCUUUGCAAAGACAGAACGGAGCCAAAGCUACAUUAGUAAAGACCAGCAUGUUCUAGUGAGGCAGACACAAAACGUUUCCUCAUCCUCAUCAUCCGGAGACUGAAAAUAUAUUGCCCAUGACAGACUUUAAGGACAAUAAAAAGCAGUUAAAAAGAAGAUGACAACUAUGUUAUUUUAUUUUUAUGCCUUGCGCCGUUUCGUGUGGUCAGUUGACACUUUUGCUGUGAAAAUAUCCAUCUUGACAAUUCAUGUUGUCUGAUUAUAACACCGUCUUUGUUUCUUUAACGUGAGAUUAGGGUGAAAUGUGUCCACUUGUUUCCGGUCACUUCUAAAGACUGAAAUCCUGUACUAGUAUCAACAAAAUGACACUUCUGAUGAGAUUCUCCAUGCGUAAAAUAAGUCUCAUCCAAAUCCAAAACGCUCCUGCUGUUUUAGGAAACAAAGGACACAUUUAAGUCUGAAAACGGGAUGAAGUGAUUUGCUAAGAUGAAAACAUUUUUGGCCAAACACGGACGUCUACGCACUGGAAACGCGUCGUGCCAUCAGUGAGCAAAAGGGAGCCUCGUUAAGUCGCGUUACAUGUCAGAGUUCAACAGCUGCUUUGUUUGGUAAAGAGACGUUUAAUGCCCAUGACUGAGGAUGCUCUCACACAAAUCCUCAGUCUGACACAACUAAAACCCAACGGGGCGCUGAUGCAUUUCGCUUCUCUGAUCUCUGCAGGACACAAUAUGCAGUUUCUUUGCAGCUUUUUCUGUUUCCAAGGCUGCUGAGAGUUUGGUUUCUUUAAAUGAUCGAUAUGAAACACAAUUAUUUCUUCGACAAAAAAAAGGCACAAACUACUGCAAUGUUCACCUCUGACAGGAAAUCUGUGUGUUUUGUGUGUCUUUCUACGGCAGUGUAUUUGUGGCUCAAACUGUAUAGUGUUAAUAUGUAUUAUUGUCUCCUAUAGUUGAACCAUAGGCCAUACUCCCUCGUAGAUCGAUCAUACAAGUCUUUUUGAUGUUUUACAAAAUUCCCUAGGAAGAAUUUAUUUUGGGUAUAAAAAAAGGGAAUGGAUGCAAACAUUGUAUUUAUUUCUAUAUCAUUUGCAUGUUGUCUCUUUGUCUGAUUUUACAAUGAGUUCUCUUCCAUUUUGUGAGCAUUAUGUAACAUGUUUUGUCCAGGAUCUGAAAGUUAUUUAUAUGUAGGUAAUGAAUGCUUAUAUUUAAGAAGGAAAUAUUUCUACAUGUGCACAUAGUUUUCCAGGUGUA